AUGCCCCAAAACGGUUCAUGUACUGAUAUAACAUGUGAUAAUGAAAUCAAAGAAUUAUAUGAAUGUCAUUGUUGUUUAUAUCAUUUGAUUGAACAUGUUGAAAUAGCAAAAACAAUAGAAAUUCUUGAAGAAAAACAAUUAACUAUUGAACGUGAACAAAAUUUACUUGAACAAGCAAACAAUUUCUUGAUGAAUCCAAUAUUUCAAUCGAUAAACUAG
This is a messenger RNA of Rotaria sp. Silwood1, 219 nucleotides long. The record is from the annotation of a GenBank genome assembly. NCBI's taxonomy places the organism in Eukaryota, Metazoa, Rotifera, Eurotatoria, Philodinida, Philodinidae.